This is a messenger RNA of Thlaspi arvense, 893 nucleotides long. Lineage: Eukaryota; Viridiplantae; Streptophyta; Magnoliopsida; Brassicales; Brassicaceae. The record is from the annotation of a GenBank genome assembly.
GCAGUUUUUCAAAUGUAGAGAAAAAAUAAGAAAGAAAGUGGGUGGUAGUUAUAAACACGCAUUAAUGACAUCGAACAAAAAAACCUAUAAUAUGGCAUUGUUUUCGCUUACAAGAUUUGAUUCGCAAAGACGCUCUUAGACCAACGCAUAAACAAUGUCCAACGUUGCAGUAAUCGCCGCUAUUCUGAUUGCUGUUUCGCUAACCGGCCACGUGUCAGCUCAAAUCGCUCCAUCUCCUUCGUCAGGAACGUCGGGUGCAGCAGACUGUAUGCCGAAUCUGUUGAACAUGACGGACUGUCUCUCGUACGUUACGGUCGGAAGCGGUGGUGAUCCGGCCAAGCCGGACAAGGCUUGUUGUCCGGAGCUGGCGGGGCUGGUUGAUAGCUCGCCGCAGUGCCUCUGUUACCUCCUCGCUGGAGACAUGGCGGCUCAGUAUGGAAUCAAGAUUGAUAAGGCAAAGGCUCUCAAGCUUCCGGGAGUUUGCGGCGUCGUUACUCCAGAUCCCUCCCUUUGUUCACUGUUUGGAGUUCCCGUUGGAGCACCUGAAGCUAUGGGUAACGAGGAAGCCUCCCCAGCCUUGGCUCCAACUUCAGGUGCGGAAUCACCUGGACGUUUUGCGUCGGGUCCUUCGGCUGGCAGAACGAGCGAUGCACCAAGCAGUGCACCUUAUUAUCUUUUUCUCAAUCUUAUAAUUUCCCCAGUCGCUUUAGCACUAUAUAUCUAUUUCUGAUUUCUUUUUCUUAUUAGCAACACCAUUAUUUGUAUUGUACUUUCUUAAAAAGAGUAUUGUUGCUUUUGUAGGUUUUUUUUGCUGAAUUUAUUACUUUGUGUAUCCAUGGAUUAUCUCUUCAUUCAUUUUAUCGAAUAAAGUUUAUUGUCAUAAAAAUACUGAG